CGUAAUCAGAAUGCGCCAGUCCGUGCUCUUGCUGGGUACAUGUGUGUGUUGAUAAUGAUGUCCAGGCUGCUGUCUGAGUGACAGCUAGGACGUCGCUCUCAGUCUGUGCUAUGGUUUCUUGUUUGGUGGUUCUGUGACUAUGUAUUUCAGCCGGUUUCCGCAGCUGGCCAGGUGCUGCCUGCAGCCAGUGGGCCGGGGAUUGCAGCUUGCUGCGGACUCCAGGGCUCCUGCCCUCCUAUUGGUGUCCAGGCGGCCUGGGAUCCGGGCAGGCUUCAGGGCUCUCUCCAGUGACUCCAGUAAACCCCCAGAUACCUCUCUGUUUCAUCCAGUGCAACUCAAAGCCACAGAGAGCAGUGACUCUGACAUUGGGGCAGAACUCACCCAGACCCUGAAUAAGAGUGAAGUGCUGAAAGUUUUAAACAAGUUUUAUAAAAGAAAAGAAGUACAGAGGUUGGGAUCAGAAAAUGGCCUGGAUGCCCGUCUCUUCCACCAAGCUUUUAUAAGCUUCCGAAAACAUGUCUUGGAGACAGACCCGUUACAAGUGGAACUGCACAUUAUUCUCAAUGACAUUUGUGCUGGGGUUGGCCAUGUGGAUGACCUUUUUCCAUUUUUCAUGAGGUAUGCAAAGCAAAUCUUCCCAAUGCUGGAUUGCAUGGAUGAUCUCCGAAGAAUCAGUGACUUAAGGUUACCUCCUAAUUGGUAUCCUGAAGCCAGAGCUAUACAGCGUAAGAUAAUUUUUCACUCAGGACCUACCAAUAGUGGCAAAACGUACCAUGCUAUUCAAAGAUAUCUAUCUGCAAAGUCCGGCGUCUAUUGUGGGCCUUUGAAGCUUCUUGCCCAUGAGAUAUAUCAGAAGACUAAUGACGCAGGCGUACCUUGUGAUUUAAUAACAGGAGAAGAGCUGGUAUACGUAGAUCCAGAAGGAAGGCCGUCAGCACACGCAGCUUGCACCAUAGAGAUGUGCAGUGUGAAUGCACCUUAUGAAGUGGCUGUCAUAGACGAAAUCCAGAUGAUCAGAGAUCCUUCCCGAGGCUGGGCCUGGACAAGAGCACUUUUAGGUUUAUGUGCAGAAGAAAUUCAUGUAUGUGGAGAAGCUGCUGCCAUUAACCUGGUGACAGAGCUGAUGUUUACAACUGGAGAGGAAGUAGAGGUGCGCACGUACGACAGGCUAACCCCUCUUAAGGUAUUGGACCAAGCUGUAGAAAGCCUGGAAAAUCUUCGCCCCGGAGAUUGCAUAGUGUGCUUCAAUAAGAAUGAUAUCUACUCUGUGAGUCGGAAGAUUGAAAUCCAAGGGUUAGAGUGCGCUGUAAUAUACGGAAGCCUGCCUCCAGGGACUAAACUCGCACAAGCAAAAAAAUUCAAUGAUCCCGAUGAUCCUUGUAAAAUCCUGGUUGCCACAGAUGCCAUUGGAAUGGGGCUUAAUUUGAGUAUAAAAAGAAUCAUAUUUAAUUCCCUGGUGAAGCCAAAUGUUAAUGAGAAGGGUGAGCGAGAGAUCGAUACAAUUUCUACCUCUCAGGCCUUACAGAUAGCAGGCCGUGCUGGUAGAUUCAGUUCGAUGUUUAAAGAUGGAGAAGUCACUACUUUGUACCGGGAGGAUCUAUCGCUGCUGAAGGAAAUACUGCGCAAACCAGUCGUUGACAUUGAGACUGCAGGACUGCACCCUACUGCUGAGCAGAUAGAAAUGUUUGCGUAUCAUCUACCAGAAGCCACUCUCUCUAAUUUAAUAGACAUUUUUGUAAGCCUUUCUCAGGUGGACGGACGUUAUUUUGUGUGCAAUAUAGAGGACUUUAAAUUCGUAGCCGACAUGAUCCAACACAUUCCAUUAAACCUCAGAGUUCGAUAUGUGUUCUGUACAGCACCAAUCAAUCGUAAACAGCCCUUUGUGUGUACGUCGCUUCUCAAGUUUGCCAGACAGUACAGCAAGAACGAGCCUUUAACAUUUGAUUGGAUUUGCCGGCAUGUUAAUUGGCCGGUCGCAUGUCCGAAGACCAUCAGGGAUUUGGUGCAUCUGGAAUCUGUUCAUGAUGUUCUGGAUCUUUAUCUCUGGUUAAGUUAUCGCUUCAUGGAUAUGUUCCCUGAUGCUACUCUGGUGAGGCAAAUACAGAAAGAACUGGACUCCAUUAUCCGAAUGGGAGUGUACAACAUCACUAGGCUAAUCCGUGCCUCAGAAUCUAACGGCCCUGUUUCUGUUGGUGAAACUGCCACACAUGACAAUGCCAAAGAGGACAUGCUUCCGAACCAGCUGCACAGACGACCUAGGAAAUCCAAAUUAGCCCAACCUCCACCCAGCAAAAUAGAGGGUUCUCUUGCAUCUCGGUUAAUUGACCAAGGCCUUCUUACCCCAGAUAUGUUGCAUCAGUUGGAAAAAGAGUGGUCAAAACGCCAAGAUGGACACCAGAACAAUGCAACAAAAACAAAAUCUUUUAAAGGAAAAAAGUAGUGUGGACUCAAAAGUGACAUUUUAAAUGGACAAAAUAAAUAAUAAA
Messenger RNA from Pelobates fuscus (common spadefoot toad), 2486 nucleotides. RefSeq names its product Suv3 like RNA helicase (gene SUPV3L1). The transcript is spliced from 15 exons. Gene Ontology annotation, cellular component: mitochondrial degradosome. The record is from RefSeq and is a predicted model, not a curated record. Gene Ontology annotation, molecular function: ATP binding; hydrolase activity, acting on acid anhydrides; RNA helicase activity. Bases 140 to 2440 code for a protein of 766 amino acids. NCBI's taxonomy places the organism in Eukaryota, Metazoa, Chordata, Amphibia, Anura, Pelobatidae. Gene Ontology annotation, biological process: mitochondrial RNA 3'-end processing; RNA catabolic process.